This is a messenger RNA of Pleurotus ostreatus (oyster mushroom), 1806 nucleotides long. RefSeq lists its product as uncharacterized. NCBI's taxonomy places the organism in Eukaryota, Fungi, Basidiomycota, Agaricomycetes, Agaricales, Pleurotaceae. The coding region runs from base 1 to 1806 and encodes 601 amino acids. Gene Ontology annotation, molecular function: iron ion binding; oxidoreductase activity, acting on paired donors, with incorporation or reduction of molecular oxygen; monooxygenase activity. The record is from RefSeq and is a predicted model, not a curated record. The transcript has 9 exons.
AUGCUCAGAUUCACGCCAGGCGUCGACUAUGCCCUCCGCGGCGCGACCAAGUACCUUGCUCCCAGUGUCCUCCUUGCUGUCUUGACGCAACGAUUCGCCGGUUUCAACGUGGGGCUUCUGGCUGGACUUCUGGCAAUACCGUGCUAUGCUUCGGCGCGCAUCCUUUGGUCGGAUCUUAGAAUGAAACGAGAAGCUGCCAAGUUAGGAGCUAGGCUAAUCCCGAGGCUCAGGGGACGGUGGUUUGCCAACCUGGAUAUUCUAAAGGAAAUGAAUUGGCACUUCAGCAAUGGCUACCUUGGCGACGGCUUAACUCAAAUCCUCGAGGAAUACGGGAACGCGUUCAACUUCCAUGUUCUAUGGGGCGAGGGCGUCUUUACUGUCUGCCCCGAGCACAUAAAACUCAUACUAGCCACCGAUUUCAAUAACUACGAGAAAGGUCCCCGAUUCAUCGAGACAAUGUCUCCCGUCCUUGGGACAGGUGUGUUCAACUCUGAUGGUUCAAUGUGGAAAUUCCACCGGUCCAUGACACGCCCCUUCUUUUCGCGGGAUCGUAUCUCUCACUUUGACCUUUUCGACCGGCAUGCGGAAGUCCUCAUCUACAGGAUGAAGGAGCGAAGUAGCAUAGGGAUGGGUAUCGAUGUACAGGAUUUGAUGGGAAGGUUCACCUUGGACUCGGCCACGGAGUUCUUGUUCGGAUCGUGUGUACACUCUCUAAACGGAAAGCUGCCAUACCCGCAUCAUCUGGAUCCCGCCUAUCUUGCGCCCUUGGAUAAUCACCAAGUUGCAGAUGAGAAGUUUCCUAGAGCAUUCCUGCAGGCACAGGAGGCAAUAUCUCAGCGUGAAAGGCUGGGCCCGAUCUGGCCGUUGUGGGAGAUGUUUGGCGAUGCAACGAAGGAGCCUAUGAGAGUCGUCAAUGCAUUCAUCGACCCCAUCAUACAGGAGGCGUUGCGCAAGAAAAGAACGAAAGACACGGAGACGGGAAUCCUCGGGGGUCAAACUAUUAAACCGGAAGAGGACGCAAAUAGCGCAGAGGUAGAGGAUGAUGUAACGUUGUUGGAUCACUUAGUCAAAUUCACCUCAGAUCCUGUCGUGCUCAAGGACGAGACGUUGAACAUUAUGUUGGCGGGUAGAGACACCACUGCCGCUACUUUGACCGUUUUGGUUUACUUCCUCGCAAUGUACCCGGAAGUCCUCAAGCGCCUCCGUACCGAGGUCCUCUCCAAGGUCGGCUCCUCCGAAAGACCAACGUACGCAGAGAUUCGAGAUAUGAAGUACCUGCGAGCGGUAAUUAAUGAGGUUCUGAGGCUGUACCCUGUGGUACCGUUCAAUGUUCGCCAGUCGAUUAACGACACAACCUGGCCUUCUCCGGACCCGAAUGAGAAGCCGUUGUACAUUCCUGGUGGCACAAAAACGAUGUACUCUGUAUUUCUUAUGCAGCGGCGAAAGGAUUUAUGGGGUCCAGAUGCUGAGGAAUUUGACCCGGACCGCUUCCUCGACGACCGCCUGAAGAAGUACUUAAUCUCGAAUAGUUUCGCAUUCUUACCUUUCAACGCUGGGCCGCGCAUUUGUCUGGGCCAACAGUUCGCCUACAACGAGAUUUCCUUCAUGGUCAUCAGACUGCUUCAAAACUUCGAGUCCUUCUCGCUGGACGAAGACGCACAGCCGCCCGAGACACGGCCUCGCGCAUACUGGAAGGAUGGGCCAAGCGGGAGGAGGGCUAUAGAAAAGUUCUAUCCCAAGGUGACUUUGACUUUGUACGCUUAUGGUGGGUUGUGGGUUAAGGCGCAUGAAGCGAAGGAGUCCUAA